This is a messenger RNA of Alternaria alternata, 490 nucleotides long. RefSeq lists its product as hypothetical. The record is from RefSeq and is a predicted model, not a curated record. The coding region runs from base 35 to 241 and encodes 68 amino acids. NCBI's taxonomy places the organism in Eukaryota, Fungi, Ascomycota, Dothideomycetes, Pleosporales, Pleosporaceae. The transcript is spliced from 4 exons.
GCAAGCCGCGCAAUACACAUCUACACUCUUCAAAAUGGCUGGCUGGGUUAUGCGCGAGAACAAAGUGCCUUACUGGCAACGCGAGUUCCAGAAGCACGACGGACUGAGGACCUGGGAGAAGGCCCGUGGAAAGUGGAUGGUUCCCGGAUUCAAGGUCAUCAUGUUCAGCAGCUUCGGUGCCAGCAUGUACAUGAUGGGCCGUCUCGUCCUUGGACACAAGACCUGGUUCGGCAAGAACUAGAAACUCCCACCUCGAAUAUGAUAUCCGGAUAGGAGGGGCCCGGGAUGAGUCGUCUGCAUCUGUACAAUCAAUCAACAAGCCUUUGCCCUCCAUGACAACUAUUUCGUCUGGCCGCAUAGAACAAUCAAUACCGUCUCUUUUCGUUGCCUUUACUUCUGUAGAGUGAUGCUGCCGUCCUUUGACUGUUAUAUUAGUCCGAUUACGGCUAGCUCCUUACCGCCAUUUGCAAUUACGUCCAUAUUGAGGUGC